AUGGUAGCGGAUCCAGAAACAAGUGGGCGUAUCCAAGCAGGACAAGCAACAUACGUAUCUACUUUCUGGAUCCGAAAGGAGGUUCCAGAGGUGCUUGUGCACGGCUCCUACGCGAGGCGCAGCAACAACAUCCUCAAGGAAGGUGGAGAUCGGACAUCGAAACCUCCGUGUGUGUUCUCGCCAGAGAAGCCGCUCGGACCGGUUCCCUUCCCACCGCGGGCAGCGGGGUCUUCCGUGGGGCGUUCCGCUCACGGAACGGCCGCCGGCUCGCGCCGGGAAGGAGCUGCGAAAACCGCGGCCGAAAAAGCCCAACAAAGGGCCGAGGCUGUGGCUGAGCACAAAGAGGCCGCACGCUUUACCGAGAGGCAAGAGGCCAGGCGUAAGUUGGCGUCGGCCGCGCCCCGGGGCACAGUGGGCGUGGAGUUGCAGAGAGCUCUGGACUCCGACUGUGAGUCCUGUUCGGACCGCAGGGAGCAGUCCACCCUGAGCGCAGCAGCGUACGCCACACAGCGCCUGCGAGCCAUGGAGGCGCGACCUCCACCGGAACCCGUCGUUCUUAGGCCACGCCACCAACCCGGCACCCCGGCACGGGGCGGCGAACAAGGGGCUCUGGGGUCAACCGACGGCACAGCAGAAACCUCAGAACGCCCCGAGCCGGAGCUGGGGGACGAGGAAAUGGAGCUGAUAGAGGUCGCUGAGCAGAGGAACUCAGACCAGUACCCGCCAGAGGGCAGCCCCAAGGGCGAUGAGCCGAUGCCUUCCGUGGAGCGUUCCGCUCCCGGAAUAGCAGAGGCCACGCUCGAAGGCGACGAACCGAUGCCUUCCGUGGAGCGUUCCGCUCCCGGAAUCGCGGAGGUAGAGCCUGCGGUCGGUCCAGGUCUGGGCGCCUCGAAAACUACCGCCCAGGAAGCAGCGCUGAAGGAAGAGCAAGCUGCGCCAGGGGAGAGCGCCUCGACGCCGCCGAGGCGCGUUUCGCGCCCGGCGAAGGCGUUGGGGGAGGUAGCUCUGGCAGAGCCGGAAGCCAUCGCGCUGAAGGUCGACCCGGACACGUUGACGGCAGAAAUCGGCAAGAUGUCGCUUGAAGAUGAAGACCCGGAUUGGUCUGGCGACGAGGCCGAAAUUCCGGUAGCUACCGCCUUGCCGGGCGAGGCCGCGUCCAGCUCCGCCAAACAAGAGGAGGGCAGGGGAACUAAGAAGGAACUGGAGCUGGACGAGACGGAGGAACCCCCACGCCGCCGCAAAGUGGUGUUGGCUACUGGCCAGUUGUCGCUUCUCCGGGCUCUGGCCGCAGCCAACGCGUCCAACUGGUCCGGGGUUCAGCGUGCUCUCAGAGAAGCCCAGGGGUCGGGCGAAGAGAAGAGCGAGCUUGUGGAGAACCUUACGUCCCUGGCGCAAGCGUUCUCCAAGAACCGCGACGCCUGCGCGCAGGCGGCAACCUCGAGGGCAGCCGCUCUCGCGGAGCUUGAGGGCGCAGAAGCCGCCUACUUCGCGGCGCUCCCACCGGCCCUGGCAGCAGAACUGGAACGCAAAAACCCAGUGAGGCCCAGUAUGGAUAAAAGCCUCGGGUGGAUCAACCACGCACGCUUCCUGCAGGACAAGGAAGCCGCCGGAGUGCGCUUCCAGGCAGAGCUGCGAGCUGGGGAGCUAGACGCCCCGAUGCGAGCCGCGGUAGCUCAGAAGCGCAAGCCUGAGUCCGAGCGCAGGCGACGCAUCAAAUGGGCCAGGUUUUGCGAGAAGCAGGGUAAGACCAGGAAGUACGACCCUACUGAAAGCGAGCAGAACCACCCCUACGCUCACUCGGGUUCACCCCACCUCGAGAAGGCCAUGCCGUGGCCCGUUCCGGGCCCGGCAGGUGCCCGACGGAGGACGGGCUGGAGAACCGGGGGAUUCCUGGCACUAUGGGGGAUGGUCGCUACCUACAGCAUACAGCCAGUGAAUGCACUGCCGAGACCCACCAGUCCUCCUCUCGGGGAUAAGGCACCGUGGCCUGCUUCAGGCCCGGGCAUGGCCGGAGAAGGGACCGGACUGGGGCUUGGGAUGAUGCUAGGUUGGAUGCUCGGUAGAGGGCGUCAGAACCGGAGAGGAAGAACCGGUGGCCUCACGGUCGCCCAGCCAGCCGACAGUAAAGCUCCCCCUCCCACUCGACCGUGGAUAGCUCGACCCUUGCCGCGUGACGAAACCCGUCGGAGAGUCGUCACGCGAGCUAUCUGGCUGACCACCGUCGCUCUGCUUCCCAUCGUUGCAAAUGCUGCCGAAGGGGACAUUGUGGAAGAAGGGGGAGUCUGGGAGCUAUGGACGCACAGGCUCCUGACCACCGGCUGCCUCUACCUUGCCUGGCGCACAACCUUAGGCUGGGGCGUCGAGAAGAAAGAGGUCGCCUGCCAAACCACCCAAGGACACCCGCCUGCGGCCGACCACGUCCGUGUAACGCCCGCCGGCGAAUGCUUCCAUGCGGAGCAUUGCGGACACUUGAGGGCGAGGAAGAGCCGGGCAUACAGGCCCUGUCUGGAUUGUUCCCCGCUUGAGCCCCGUCUUACUCGACUGCCAACGUCGGGGAGCACACCCGCGGCCAGACGCCAGGGGUCCAACUAUACAGGGUUCCUUCGGGUGAUCCUUGGUAGCCUCGCCGCCCUCGCUUUGCUCGUGCUACAGGGGUGCGACCGACAAGCAGAGGAAACCGGUCGACUUGGCAACCCAGCGGUACCACCACUGUUGGGAGCUUCUGCUCUUGUUGCGUUGCUCAUCACCUGGCCGGGUCCGCCGUGGCGCGCUCCGCGCCCGGCGUCCCGAAGGGUGGGGGAAGGAACGCGCAAGGUCAGGUUUGCGGUACGAGAGACACGCCGGGAAACCCGGGGAGAACUCUUGCCCGCCCAGACCUCGAGCUUAACGACCCGACAUCAUCGGCGUCGAGGCAGCCACCCCCUCGUUGCCCCGAGCGGGAAUUCCCCCGCAGAAACGAAGCGGAAAUUCUCAGAAGAGGGGCCGGAACCAGGGGUAGUCCCCGCCCGUCGCUGGGCGCAAGAAAGACUGCAGUUGGUGAAGGACCACCUAUCACCAUCCACCCAGCGGUUGUAUGACGGCCAUUGGCGCUGGUGGGAGCUAUACACUAGACGUCGGGGCGUUUCAGCACUCCGCUCCGUGGAUCGUUUCGAUCCCGGAGAAGAGUCGUUGUUCCUCGACUAUCUGGUGUACCUAUUUGUGGGCCAAGGGCUAGCAGCAGCCACAGCACAGGCCCGCCUGGGAGCGAUUCGAAGCGUACACCUACAGCUCGGCUUCCCAGACCCGCUGAAGCCGCUUCCCCGUUUGCAACUUGCACUCGAGGGAAUCGGGAGGAGAAAAGGACCCAUCGCCAAACGACGUCCGGUUACUCCGCACAUGUUAGCAAGGGCCCAAGCGGCGUUGCCACGGGGGCUGUGGGGAAGACAGCUCAACUGUGCAUUGCAACUCGGUUUCUUUUUUCUCUUGCGAGUUUCGGAACUGGUCGGCGGCAAUAACCCAAAGCUUGGGCUCCGUGUCAAAGAUGUCAAGCUGUACAGCCGUGGCGAGUUCCUCGCCCGGCCGCCCUUCAGCGGGGCAGAUGAGGUGCAGAUCGUUGUGAGAGCCUCAAAGACGGAUCCCGAAGGGGAAUCCGCCACGAGGAACUUUAUUUCGCAGCGAUGCGGCCGUCUGCCCUGUGUUGGCGACCAUAGAGUUUCUGGAACUCAAAUGGUCAGAAGCCACGCCGCAUCCGGAGGAAAGAUUCUUCGGAGAACUUACAAGGCAGGACAUCCAGACGGCACUGCAAACUGUCGCUGCCUCCUUGGGAGAGGAGGCACAAGCAUACACCCCCCACUCUCUCAGAUUUGGGGGAGCUUCUGCAAUGUGGGCAGGGGGGAUGGACUCUUAUGUCCUCCGAACCUGGGGCCGGUGGAACUCGGACGCAUUUUUAGCCUACCUUUGGACGUCUAG
Symbiodinium sp. CCMP2592 is the source of this 3948-nucleotide messenger RNA. NCBI's taxonomy places the organism in Eukaryota, Dinophyceae, Suessiales, Symbiodiniaceae. The record is from the annotation of a GenBank genome assembly.